GAUAGGUUAGAAAAGUCGUAAUAAUAACUCUUUCUCUUUCUCUCUCUCUCUCUCUCUUCUUCCUAUCUCUUCCUUUUUCCGUGUUUUGACUUUUGGGAAUUUGAAUAUCAUUACUCUCUCUAUAUAUAAAAAGACUCUUCAUAUCUCUAUAAUCUAUCUUCAAACAAAUUCACAUCUCUACUUCUCUUUUCAUAACGCCCCAAAAAGAAAAAUAAUAUAAUUCUCUACAACAAAAAUACACAAACAGUUUGGUACUAUAGCUAAAUAUUCUUACUAUACUUAUUAUGGAUGAGAUUGAAGUUCCUCAAUUCUUCAUCUGCCCAAUCUCACUGGAAAUCAUGAAAGAUCCGGUGACCCUUUCAACAGGGAUCACCUACGACAGAGAAAGCAUCGAGAAAUGGUUAUUUUCCGGGAAAAACGAGUGUUGCCCAGUAUCCAAACAGCCCAUUAUUCCCGAUUCUGAUUUGACCCCAAACCACACUCUCCGACGACUUAUACAAGCUUGGUGUACCAUGAACGCUUCACACGGAAUCGAAAGAAUUCCGACUCCAAAGCCACCGAUUAACAAGACCCAGAUAAUCAAACUCAUCAACGAUGCCAAAUCUCCUCAGUCUCAGAUCAAAUGUCUCCGGAGACUUCGGUCAAUCGCCGCCGAAAGCGAAACCAACAAACGUUGCUUGGAAUCCGCCGGCGCCGUUGACUUCUUAGCCUCUUUGAUAGGAAACAAUUACAACGAAUUAGAAAACGACAUGUCGUUUUGUGACCACUUCGCUAGAGCCAGCGACGAAGCCUUGUGCAUUUUAAACAACCUCCAACUCUCCGAAACAGUUCUCAAGAAUCUCAUGGCUCGAAACCAAGAGUUAGUCGAAUCAUUAACGAAAGUCAUGCAACGUGGGACUUGCGAGUCUAGAGUUCAUGCAGUUGUGUUGUUGAAAUCACUACUAGAAGUUGCUGACCCCAUGAGAAUAAUCGGGUUGAGACCCGAGUUAUUCGUCGAAUUAGUCCAAGUUUUGAAGGACCAAGAUCAAGUUUCGAGGGCAGCUUUUAAAGCCGCCCUCCAGCUCUUGAUCCAGCUCUGCCCUUGGGGAAGAAACCGAAUCAAGGCUGUUGAAGCGGGAGCUGUACCAGUCUUGAUUGAGCUUCUCUUGGAGACUAACUCCUCAGAGAAAAGGCGGUGUGUCGAGGUGGCCAUGGCAGUGCUUGACACGCUAUGCGGCUGCGCUGAGGGCCGCGCUGAGUUCCUACACCACAGCGCGGGAUUAGCCAUGGUGUCGAAGAAGAUACUUAGGGUUUCUCAAACGGCGAGUGAGAAGGCUGUGAGGAUUCUUCACUCGAUUUCAAAGUUUUCGGCUACUAGUGGAGUUUUGCAGGAAAUGCUGCAGCUUGGAGUGGUGGCAAAGCUUUGUUUGGUGCUUCAAGUUGAUUGUGGAAGCAAGACAAAAGAGAGGGCUAGAGAGAUUUUGAAAUUGCAUGCUAGGACAUGGAAGAAGUCCCCUUGUGUGCCUACCAGUUUGCUUUCUUCAUACCCAGCUUAAAUAUUAAUUAGAGAACUUAAGUGAAAGAACAAAAUUAUUCUCUUCACAUAAUUUCUCUUCUUUUUUCUUUUUACCUUUUUGAUAAUUAGUGUGUAUAUAAUUGAUUGGGAUAUUGGAUAUGUAUACUCUCUGGAAAAAUCAGAAAUUGUUUCUUUAACUCCCCUUCAUUUAUUUGGGAAGUUCAUAAUGAUAAAAUGGUCACAUUGAUCGUA
Cannabis sativa is the source of this 1747-nucleotide messenger RNA. Its product is annotated as E3 ubiquitin-protein ligase PUB23. NCBI's taxonomy places the organism in Eukaryota, Viridiplantae, Streptophyta, Magnoliopsida, Rosales, Cannabaceae. The transcript has a single exon. Bases 285 to 1535 code for a protein of 416 amino acids. The record is from RefSeq and is a predicted model, not a curated record. Gene Ontology annotation, biological process: protein ubiquitination. Gene Ontology annotation, molecular function: ubiquitin protein ligase activity.